Molecule: messenger RNA, 1555 nt
Organism: Dicentrarchus labrax (European seabass)
Lineage: Eukaryota; Metazoa; Chordata; Actinopteri; Moronidae
Exons: 5
Coding region: 1-1314 (437 amino acids)
Source: RefSeq, a predicted model, not a curated record
AUGAGGACUCAUUCCCUAGUGAUGCAUGAAGGUCCAGUAGCUGCAUUGUCUGUUCAGGAGCAACCAAACAGGCCUAUUUACCCUCAGGCUGUGGGUGUCUCUUUGGGUGACCUGCAAGGUCAAGUUCCCCUCCUGACUAAAAGCUCAAAAAGCAAACGGAGAACCAUGUCUGAACCUGUUCCUCUGCUACAUUGUGCUCCGGAUCCCGUGGCCAGUCAUGCUCAACGAUGGAAGGAGCUGAAGAUGGACAUCAGCUCCCCCACUACCAAUCCCGACUUAAAGCAGAAUGUACACCAUGAAAGCAGUUCAGACGUGGCUCCUGAAACAUGUCGGGACAUACAGGUGUCAGAACUGGGCUGUCAAGCUGUCAAAUAUUUGAAACAUUGUGGAGCCGUAUCACAUCAGCAGAAAGAAGGGAGCCCCAUAGAGAUUUCCUCAUCCAAUGAGGUUAUUCCUGCCUAUCCACCAGCCCUGGGUGAAAGUACUUUCAACCAUCUGCCAGUAUCUGUGAAUGCACCAGAGGAUUGUUCAUUGGAUCUGCUCAGAAUAGUUAAGCACAAGCCAAGUGCCAUUGUGUUCUGUGAUUAUGAUUAUAGCCUUGACAACCAGGUGAUCUUUGCCAGUGAGAGCUCUGAUGGCGGGGAGUCCUCCUCAUCCACCACUGAAGGGGGAGAGGGCGAUGAGGAGGAUGAUUUUCCUGAGACGUUACAAUAUAAGGAAUUCUUGGUCAGUCGGCACCGUAGAAACUUGAGCAAGAACAGGAAGGGUUUGAGGAAGAGACAGGAUGCCCAGCCUAACAGCACUGCAUCUGGCUGGCAAAAGCCCACCAACGAGGGCAAACCUGGGGUCGCAGGUAGCCAGGAGGAACAGGAUACAGAGCAGAACAAUGGAAAACAGGCUGCUGCGUGUGACUCCAUGACCCUGCUAAAGAAAAAGUUGGAUCACCUCAAUGAGGGGAUCCAGGAAUCCCAAAGUGCUAAUUCCUCCCAUGCAGACGUGGCCGAUGCUGACGAGGAGCGGCAGGGCACCACGGAUGCAACAGUUGUGGGAGGGAUGGCGAGCCGAGCACAGAGUCAGGCUCAGGGAACGUCCAGAUCUCCAGACAAACCUGAGCCACUGACCAGGCGCCCCUCGCGACCCUUGACCCGCAGCAGACCGUUGGCCCGCUCAUCCCUCUCUUCCCCUACACAUCUCCAUGCUCGACGAGCCAGGGCUGCUGCAAGGAUGACCAGUGGAUCAGCAGGUCGAGACCUCUGCUUUGUGUCCCCCCCACCCCCUCAAGGAGGCCACAGUGAUAGCCAUCUCCUGCUGUAGGUGAUCCAGUCUCCAGAAUAGGAGGUGGACGAUGUCAACAGACUUAUCUUUGCAGGCUGGACAAGGGAAGUUGUUGUUGUUGUUACUGGAGAGUGUGGGGGAUAGACACUCUGAAUUAGCUCCUGACCCACUUUCUUCUUGGCCCAUUUUUCUGUAGGAAUUGACCAGAGCAGCAUUCCUUGACAGCUGGUGCAGAAAUAUUGACAGAGACACGCUGAUACUGUUGAUUCAAGCCUAUGUG